UUGUUUACCCAUGCAAUUUGCAUUGAUGUGGCAUUGUUGAUUGAUUUUGAAGAGGGCUAUAUUCUGAGAGUGUAAUGUAAAAGCCUGUAGGUAUGGAAUUAAUUAACAAAGUGAAAAAUAAUCACUACAUGUUUAUCUCAAAGAAAUGUAUUUUAUUUGAUUAAUCAGUAACAUUAAUAAUUGUAAAAUGUCAAACUUAUUACAAUUAGCAUUAAUACUUGGUGUUGUAAUUAUUUUGACUAUUACAGUCCGAGCAUUAUACCUUAUUUACAACAUAUUUAGAGGAUAUUGCGUACUAAACAGUGAAAACAAUAGUUUGAAAACUGUCUACUGUAUCGGAUCAGGUGGUCACACAACGGAAUUGAUAAGGGUUAUGUCACAUUUAGACGCGGAAAAGUAUCGACCACGGAUGUACAUCAUGGCAAUGAAUGAUGCCAGUAGUGAAGUAAAAAUACUUGAUCAAGAACGUGAAUCAACUGACUACAACAUUUAUAAAAUCCCGAGAAGUCGAAACGUCAAGCAAUCUUACAUUUCAUCUGUGUUUACUACAUUGUAUGCGAGCAUCUAUACAGUACCUAUAAUUUGUAAAUUCAAGCCAGACAUUAUUUUUUGCAACGGUCCUGGCACUUGUAUACCCAUUUGCUUGGUUGCAUUCCUUUUAAGAUGUAUUUUUAUACUGGAUUGCAGAAUAGUUUUCAUUGAAAGCUUUUGUCGUGUGAGAACACUGUCGUUAUCUGGUAAAAUUUUACAGUGGUUUGCAGAUAUAUUUGUAAUUCAAUGGCCUCAACUAACAAAUGUAUGUUUCAGAGGGUAUAGGCACAGGGGAGGUUGUGAGCUAACUAAACUGUGCAUACCUUCAAAUAGACUAAGCAUAACAAAAAAUGACUUACUUAAAAAGUAAAAUUUAAGUUUUUCACAAAUCACUCAUUUCAGGUCUUAAAACAUAAGUUUCCCAAAGAAUUUUUGGCCAUAGGGCGUUUGUGCACUGAAUCGUAUUCUAUUUAUUCGUUUUCGUAAAAAUACAUUUAAAAGUGGCCACCAUACAAAACGUACGCAUGUGUGUGCACACAGUCAUAUUUGGUGGAUUUUUACGAAAACUAAUACCAAUUGAAUAGGAAUGAGUGCAUAAACGCCCUUAAACUGCCUU
Maniola jurtina (meadow brown) is the source of this 1147-nucleotide messenger RNA. It is a transcript of the gene Alg14, whose product is annotated as UDP-N-acetylglucosamine transferase subunit ALG14 homolog. The record is from RefSeq and is a predicted model, not a curated record. Gene Ontology annotation, cellular component: UDP-N-acetylglucosamine transferase complex. The coding region runs from base 188 to 901 and encodes 237 amino acids. The transcript is spliced from 2 exons. Gene Ontology annotation, biological process: dolichol-linked oligosaccharide biosynthetic process. NCBI's taxonomy places the organism in Eukaryota, Metazoa, Arthropoda, Insecta, Lepidoptera, Nymphalidae.